CUAUGGCUUUCGAUAAAAACAUGGUGAUUUUCUUUCUAAUUUUCAUGGCCUUUUGUAGAGGAGUUUCCAUGGCUGCUGUCUACCAAGUCGGCGACUCCGCUGGUUGGACAAGCGUGGGUCAGGUUGACUACCAAGAAUGGGCUGCCAGCAAGAAUUUUCACGUCGGUGAUACUCUUGUUUUCAAUUACAACAGCCAGUUCCACAACGUGAAGCAAGUUACACAACAGGCUUUCGAGGCAUGCAAUGCUACGUCCCCAAUAGCUACUUACACCAAUGGCUACGAUACAGUCACUCUUGAAAAGCUUGGCCACUUCUACUUCAUAUGUGGCUACCCUGGUCACUGCCAAGCAGGACAACAGAUCGAUAUCCUGGUUUCUUCACCCACUUCAAGUUUGAGCCCUUCGCCAUCAACUGAUCAGACCACAGAACCUAGCGCUGCUUCGUCUCUUUAUUUUAGUUAUAAUGUGUGUUGGACUUUGGGUGUGCUUCUAGCGUUCUGUCUCUCAGGAUUUCACCGUCUUUCAACCAUGGCUUUCGAUAAAAGCAUGGUGAUUUUCUUUCUAAUUUUCAUGGCCUUUUUUAGAGGAGUUUCCAUGGCUGCUGUUUACCAAGUCGGUGACUCUGCUGGUUGGACAAGCAUGGGUCAGGUUGACUACCAAGAAUGGGCUGCCAGCAAGAAUUUUCACGUCGGUGAUACUCUCGUUUUCAAUUACAACAACCAAUUCCACAACGUGAAGCAAGCUACACAACAGGGUUUCGAGGCAUGCAAUGCUACGUCCCCAAUAGCUACUUACACCAACGGCUACGAUACAGUCACUCUUGAAAAGCUUGGCCACUUUUACUUCAUAUGCGGCUACCCUGGUCACUGCCAAGCAGGACAAAAGAUCGAUAUCCUGGUUUCUUCACCCACUUCAAGUUUGAGCCCUGCUCCAUCAACUCAGACUUCAGAGCCUAGCGUUGCUUCAUCUCUUUAUUUUAGGUAUAAUCUGUCUUGGAUUUUGGGUGUGCUCCUAGCUUUCUGUCUCUCAGGAUUUGCUUAUUAGGAAAGGUUCUCGAGUUACCAGCAAUCUGUAGGGUUUAAUUAGUGCUCCC
Molecule: messenger RNA, 1092 nt
Organism: Populus trichocarpa (black cottonwood)
Lineage: Eukaryota; Viridiplantae; Streptophyta; Magnoliopsida; Malpighiales; Salicaceae
Product: blue copper protein
Exons: 2
Coding region: 3-1043 (346 amino acids)
Cellular component (GO): plasma membrane
Molecular function (GO): electron transfer activity
Source: RefSeq, a predicted model, not a curated record